GAGUCACGUACCGAUUUAAGCGCGUGUGAUUAAGAAGUAUGUGAAAAAAAUCUCGUAAUCACAUCUACAACGUGGACUUAAGAAGUCAUCCAUUGGCCAAUGGUUGAUAGGAUGAUGAUGCUGCUGCUAGUGCUGAGUGUGUGUAUCUGAGGAAAGAAAGAUACCAUUUCUUUUUUGGUUUCUUGAGUAAAGUUCAUUCAUGUGUCAAAAAAUUCUGAUGGUUGUUAUUUAGCCACACAUAAGACUUGGCUUUCAGGUUUCUAUAUCGAGUCGUGUUGUUCCGUGGGGUUUGUAUACAAUGAGAAGAGGUAGAGGGAAAGGGAAGAAGCAGAGUACAUCUGCUAGGGAAGAUCAUGGAAGUGGUCAAGAAGAUGAAAAGAUUCCAGCUUAUAGGAGAAGAGGAAGGCCACAUAAGCCUAUGAAAGAUGAUUUCGAAGAGGAGGAAGAAGAGGAGUUGAUAGAGAAGAUAGAGGAAGAAGAAGAGGAUGGUUCAGUAACAAGUAAAAAAGAAGAAAACGAGAGGAAGAGGAAGAUGGUUAAUGGAAGCAAUACUGAUGUAAAUGAAGAAGGGAAUGGAUUAGGUUUGAAAUCAAGUAGAGAUGGUUCCACGACAUCUACUGGUUUCAGACAGAACGGGAGCAGGAGGAAAAGCAAGCCUAGACGAGCUGCUGAAGCUGUUGUGGAAUGUAAUGGAGUUUGAGAAA
Eruca vesicaria subsp. sativa (arugula) is the source of this 704-nucleotide messenger RNA. The record is from the annotation of a GenBank genome assembly. NCBI's taxonomy places the organism in Eukaryota, Viridiplantae, Streptophyta, Magnoliopsida, Brassicales, Brassicaceae.